Molecule: messenger RNA, 531 nt
Organism: Paracoccidioides lutzii Pb01
Product: 60S ribosomal protein L31
Exons: 5
Coding region: 1-531 (176 amino acids)
Biological process (GO): cytoplasmic translation
Cellular component (GO): cytosolic large ribosomal subunit; ribosome
Molecular function (GO): structural constituent of ribosome
Source: RefSeq, a predicted model, not a curated record
AUGAGGAAUGCGUCUCUAAUUAUCCCAAAGGGGAAGGAGGCCGCAACAAAAUAUAUACCACGUGACAUAAACAUGCGAACAUUUCGCACCGCAAACGACGACGACGACGAGAACGACAACCAUCUAUCCCACGCCAAAUCUCUGCCAUACCUCGCAGACAUGUCUUCCGCCAAAGCUGGAAAGAAGAGCCAACGCUCUGCCAUCUCCGACGUUGUCUCGCGGGAGUACACCAUCCAUCUUCACAGAAGAGUCCAUGGUGUUUCCUUCAAGAAGCGGGCACCCAGAGCUAUCAAGGAGAUCCGCGCCUUCACUGAGAAAGCUAUGGGUACCAAAGACGUCCGUCUCGACCCCCAGCUGAACAAGAAGGUCUGGGAAGCCGGCAUCAAGGGCGUACCCUUCCGCCUGCGCGUGCGCAUCAGCCGCAAGCGUAACGACGAGGAGGGUGCUAAGGAGAAGCUGUACUCGUUCGUCCAGGCUGUGAAUGUGAAGAAUGCGAAAGGUCUGCAGACUUCCGUGAUUGAGGAUGCUUAG